AUGGCGGCGUCGAGUAGUGCUUUCGAGGCUAAAAGCUUCCAGUGGGUGGCACAGCUGCCACAAGCGUGGGAGUCCAGACGACCUCUUCGAGAGCGUAGCCUGCAGGGCGGAAACCUGUUGCGUGGAAUGAUUGUGCCAGGGCACGGUGACCGUGAGGUUGUGAUCGGCAGCAUCGAGUGCUGCAAAAUUAACAGCGAUGUGUUGCUGGUCACCUUGAAAGUCAUGGCCGACGAGGCUUGCAUUUUCGUGCCGAAGGUGUUUCUGCUGCAAGGAGCUGCAUUGGAGUUCCAUUGCCACUCCGGCUAUCCAGAUGCUGCAUCGUUGGGUGUUGCUGCUUACUCGGACGGAUGGGGUAUGAAGCGCAUGCUCACCUGUGUGAAGCGCAAGUGGAUGCGUGGCCAGACUCCGAGAGACCGGACCUUUCGCAAGAUGGUGGCUGAGUUCCAGCGAGCUUACGAAAACCUGACACGUGUGGUUGGAGAGCGUCUGGCCAGGGCUUUGAGAGCUGGAGGGGACGAGGAUGACAUCGACGAUCCCGACGAUUGUGCUGAAGCUCCGACUACUGCGGAGCCCCAGCAAUCGGCAUCUGAGGUACUUGCAGAUUUGGACUUGCCCACGGAGAUUGAGGAGCCGAAGGACCAGGCAGACAUGGAUGUACAGUUGCCGGCAAAUCCGGUGCCAAAGGACAAUGAGGCCCCAAAUGCAGUGGUUCCAGAAACGGCCCCGGUAAAUCCUGUGCCAGAGGACAAGACCCCAGAUGCAGUGGUUCCAGAAAGGCCCCCGGUAAAUCAGGUGCCACAGGACAAGGGUUCAGCGGAGGCAUCGCCAACAAAUCCGGAGGACCCUCGUGUCAAGGAUCCGUCUUCUCUGCCACCGAGGCAGCCAUCGCAACAGGAGCUGGAGCAGCAACUCGUGAUUGCGGAAUUGAAGAUGGAGGCCAAGCGAUUGAUGGCGAUCGAGCGCAAGCGUGCCGCUAAGCAGUUUGCCAAGAUUCUUCCGCAAGGACGCGCAACUGACUUUCGUGCAUGA
Molecule: messenger RNA, 1029 nt
Organism: Symbiodinium sp. CCMP2456
Lineage: Eukaryota; Dinophyceae; Suessiales; Symbiodiniaceae
Source: the annotation of a GenBank genome assembly